GAGAGAGGGAGAGCUCUGUUUAUGGCUGCGUGCGGAUGACUUCGUCUUUUCCGUCGGUGAAGUAAACGAUUCCAUUUCUUUAUUCGACGCCUUUUUUCUUUGGAUUUCAGUUGAAUCGCUGCUAAACUCGGCGGAGAAUUUAAUGGUAGCUUACAAUGGUCAUCCGGCAUUGCUCUGGUUAAGACUUUAAUGGCGUACUACUAUUAGUGGUGAGGUACGGACUGUGUAUACCCCCUCUCCCAAACACUUUAGUGUUAUCGUGUUCUCCCCAAGUAAUGAGGAACCAAAUGGUCUAUAAUUUGGUUUGUAAAUCCGGAAUGUAAUGUUAUGGUUCAGUUUCCUUGUUUAGACAUUCUAUUUGUUCUGGUUUUCGAUGUUCUAGGGUUUGAUCGUCAGGUUUUCCUUUUGAGUUUUGAUAACGGAAUAGUAGACAACUUAUUCGGUUAAUUUGAUCGGAGUCUGAGAGCUUUGAACAAACGUGGAAGGUUAUAUUGUAUUUGAAGGGGAAAAAGUGAUUUACUGUAGCUACAGAGUGGGGGAAAUGGAAGACACAGAAGAAGCUCGCGCUGAUGUGAUGCAGCGACUUCAGUCGUCUUCUGGGACAUCGUCGUCUUCUCUUCCCAAGCAGCCAUCGACCAGCCGAUUCGACCUUCCCCAUUUGAAUACUUCGUUGGUUCACCCUCAGCUGAGACAUUUCUCGCAGAAUUUUAGUCCGGAUAACAACAAGAGGCCUGGUAUACCUCCAUCACACCCUCACUUCCCUCCCGCCUCUCCCUACUCCCAGAUCCCAGUCUCCCGCCCAGUUACUCAGCAACUGGGCUCUCAAAAUUUUAGCCCAGGUCCUUCUCAUUCGAGAUCUCUGUCACAGCCAACAUUUUUCUCUCUUGAUAACUUACCUCCCCUGAGCCCUUCACCUUACCGUGACUCCUCAUCCCCAUCACUAUCUGACCCAUCUUCUGCCGAUGUUUCAAUGGAAGACCGAGAUGGUGGCCUGCAGGCAUCCCACCCUCCUUCACCUUUCACGAGAGGUAACACCAGCCGCGUCAGUGAAAGCCUCCCACCUCGGAAAGCGCACAGGCGUUCUAGCAGUGAUAUCCCUUUCGGGUUUAAUGCUAUGAUCCAAUCUUCGCCUCCACUCAUCCCGCUCAGGGGUCAGGGUGUUCUCGACCGCUCAACAUCGUCAAGAGAGAAUUUGGGAAUGGUUAAGCCGGCUCAGUUAGUGAAAAGAGAAUCGGACUGGGAUAGGGAUGUCGACAGCAAUGCAGCAGAAGGAAUGGGGGAGAGAAAAUCUGAAGGGGAAGCUAUUGAUGAUUUGUUCUCCGCAUAUAUGAACUUGGACAACAUGGAUUCCCUGAAUUUAUCUGGAACCGAGGACAAACAAUAUCAUGAGAACCGUGAGGAUUUAGAUAGCAGAGCCAGUGGCACAAAGACAAAUGGGGCCGAUAGCAGUGACAAUGAAUCUGAAAGCAGCAUAAAUGAGAGUGGCAACAGCUUAAGUCGCCCAAACCCAAGUUCCUUCACUGAGAGGAAGGAAGGUACCAAAAGGAGUGCAGGGGGAGAUAUUGCUCCAACUACCCGUCACCACAGAAGUGUUUCUAUGGAUAGCUUCAUGGGCAAGAUGCCUAACUUUGGUGACGAGUCACCAAAGUUACCACCUUCCCCUGGAAACCCUGCAGCUCAACAUUCACGCAGUAAUUCGAUGGACGGGAACUCUACUUUCAGUUUGGAUUUUGGGAACGGCGAGUUCAGUGGGGCUGAGCUUAAGAAGAUUAUGGCCAAUGAAAAACUUGCUGAGAUUGCAUUGUCAGACCCCAAACGUGCCAAAAGGAUUUUGGCAAAUCGACAAUCGGCUGCUCGAUCCAAGGAGCGAAAAAUGAGGUAUAUCUCAGAACUGGAACACAAGGUGCAAACUCUACAGACAGAAGCCACCACAUUGUCUGCACAGCUGACCCUGUUACAGAGGGAUUCUGCUGGGCUUACAAGCCAGAACAAUGAGUUGAAAUUUCGUCUUCAAGCCAUGGAACAACAGGCUCAACUCAGAGAUGCCUUAAAUGAGGCAUUGACUGCGGAGUUUCAGCGCUUGAAGAUGGCUACUGGAGAAUUGAGUGGGGAAGUUCAUCCUUCUAAUUGCUUGGCUCAGCAGUUAUCCAUAAAUCCUCAGAUGUUCCGAAUGCAGAAUCAGCAGCUCAACAUUUAUCAGUUGCAACAGCCGCACAACCAACAGGCACCACCACAGCAACAACAGGCACAUCAGCAACAGCAGCAUCCCAGCAACACAACGGCAAAGAAUGAAUCGAACCAAUAAGCUGAGGGGGAAGUGGUAUCUUGGUUACAAGUUAAAACUAUUUAAUGGUCUAGUAUAUUAAUCUGGAGAUUCAGUCUGGCUUCUACUCUCCAUCAAAUCAUUACCUGUAUCUGUUAAGAUGUGCACUUGCAGGUAAAUGACAUGAGCUGAUUCGAUCUGUGUCCUGUUUUGGGCUGCAAGGUCCCAGGAUGGGUGAGAUUUCCCUUCGGCAUUUUUUGUGCAAAGUUGCCUUCUGAAGACUUGAAUCCAGGAUAGCAUAAAGUUAUAGAAGCACAUAUAUUUAUUUAUUUAUUGUUAAUAUUUCAAAGUUUCAUUACAUUACUUAAGCAUUGAUUUGUCUAAAGGCUUUGUUUAUUUUGUUUGGACACUGAGGAGAGGCAACUCUUCCUCUGUCCUUUUUUUUAGGGAAGAAUACCGUACAAACCUUUUACUCUAUAUUUAUGGGUUCAUGUUUUUAGGUUA
Molecule: messenger RNA, 2767 nt
Organism: Telopea speciosissima
Lineage: Eukaryota; Viridiplantae; Streptophyta; Magnoliopsida; Proteales; Proteaceae
Product: bZIP transcription factor 29
Exons: 4
Coding region: 542-2305 (587 amino acids)
Biological process (GO): regulation of DNA-templated transcription
Cellular component (GO): nucleus
Molecular function (GO): DNA-binding transcription factor activity
Source: RefSeq, a predicted model, not a curated record